UGCCUUCUCUCUCAAAUAAAUUAAAAGAAAAAAAAAACUUAAAAAAAAAAACCAAAAUAAUUGUGUAACUUAAGUAUAAAUAAAAUUACAAAGAUAAUUAAAAUCAACAACAUGAAUUUAUGUAAAAGGAUCAUGUUUUGGGGAAAGAGUCACCAGUGACAAAUGGAGGUGCUGCUCACUGUCAUGGUGCAGGUUCUUUCCGUGUUUCUUGGACGUUUCCUUACCGCUGUGUACCCUCUGACAACCUCAUUCUCCCUACAGAUACUGUCUUCGACCCAGUAAGAAAGCCUCUGUUCUUAACAGUGUUUUGGGAGGAGGGGAGAAAGGGUAACCAUACCUAAUAGGCUCCCCUCUCCACGAUCAAAUUAAAGUAGUGGUACUUGGUGGUAUCAUAAUCAUAAGAAAAUAUAAUUAUGGGCCCUCAAAUUGCAUGGCAGUUAUAAUAUGACCCCAGAAUAUGCUUACAUCAAUUAUUUUAUCGUCAGAGUGGAUUCACAGAAAUAAUUACAGGGAACUGAUGGACUCCAGUAUGAGAAAUGCAGAACUAGAGGAUUCAUUGUUCAUCCAGAACAGGGAUUUUGUAAACAAGGAAGCCAUCAGUGGCUUUGGUAGAGAGUCAUUGGCCAAAGCAUUUUAAAACGUCAAGAAUCUAGGACCCAGAGGUCAAUACAUUUUUGUUAAUCAGUGAUCUUAGAGAUCCUUGAUAGUAGACAUCAUUGUUAACAAACUAUACCGAGUAUGUCAUUUGUAAGAUAAAGUAAUAUGAACUUGAUGAAGACAUGAAGGGGUUCAGCUGAGAAAUGUGCUUUUCGGCCACGGUAGCCAGUAAAGUUUGUGCUUACUUCACUUGUGCCCUGUGGUACGGCCUCUAAAUACUGAUGAUCUCAGAAAUUCAAGCCAGUUUUUUUUUUUUAAUUACUUAUAUUCAACUCUGCAGUACAGUGAGUCAUUACUGAUACAGAACAAGACAGUGAACAAGAAAAUUAUAUCUUGGUUUGUUUGUGUAGAAUUCGCAGAUCUCCAUUUCCCAGGGUGAAGGGAGAUUUUGAAAUGUUGAUGAGGAGACUCCCCGUCAAUAAUAGCGAACAUCCACUGAGCAGUUACCACGUUCAAGGCACUGUGCUGAACUCUUUACAUGGAUUAACUAACUUCAUCCUCAAAACAACUUGUAUGAGGUCGCUAUUAUUAUACUGCUCAUUUUAUAGAUGAAGAAAAGGAAGCACGGGGAGGUUGUAUAACUGAGCAGAGUCCCAUGGCUAGUAAGUAGCAAAGCCGGGGUUUGAACGCGGCGGGGUAACUGCAUAGCCGGAGCCGAAUGCUGUCGUGGCACUCGUCUUCAUGUAAGGCAUGCACAGGUCAGAUUUGGAGACUGGUUCUGGAGACACUGAAUUGGCAGUGACCACUGACCAGAGGGCACGGCAGCAAGUGCCUCUGUGUCGUUUAUUCCUGUGCCUUACCUGCAGCAGUCUAGGCGGAAGGAUGAAGGGAGGCGACGGGAGAUAUUUGUCCACUCUAGAAAGUGACUCUGGCAGGGUUCUCAGUGACUACAUUGUAAAACUAAGCGUUGUGCUCACUGGAGGGUAUUCAUAAGUUGUGAAUGAACCCCUUUGGCCUAGAUAACUUAAGAUCCAUUGCAACCUGGAGAUGAGGAAUUUCAUAAACAUAAGGGGAUAAAUAUUACCACUCAUCAGAGUCUUAAUCUAGGUUUAGCCCCAUUGAUUAUACUUCUCCUAAUUUAUUGACAGAAAUCAGUGGGGAAAUAAGUAUCUUGAAGGAUCAAAUUCCAAUCAGUAUUCUCAGUUACAUUUAUAUCUGAGAGUUGACACAACAGUGGCUUAGAAUAAUUCUACAAGUGGAACUCAUACGUAGGACCACAGAAUCCUUCAGGGACAUAGUUUCAGAGUUGGAGGAUAUUUAAAGGAUAAAUCAACCCACAAAUCUGUAGUUGUUCCUAAAAUUAAAGUGAUGUGUCAUUAUUGGCAUCAGUACAUGCUGAACCCUUCUGGACUGUGGAGAAAGGAGAAACUGACCUGAACAAGACAACACUCCACACAGCUGUUCCCAGCCUUCCUCCUCCUGUUAGCACUCUGUUAAUUUCAUGGGUUGAAUCAAAGCAUGCAAGUGCAUCAAAUAAUUUUAAAAAACAACUGCUGAUUGCUGGUGGUCAGUGGGGAAAGAAAAAUUAGGAGCUGUCAUUUUCCAACGAACUGCUGCUCUCAUUAACAAGGACAAGAAACAUGAAUAAAUAACAUUCUUACAUCACACUAUAAAAAAGAGCAGCUGAGCCCCCCCAAAGGAUUUUUUAUCCUAUUAUCAGUGAAAGAAAAUAAUUUCAUAUAAAUGGUCAGUGUCAUAAGUAGAAAGUAAGUCCCCACUUCUUUAAAAGAGCAACUAGAAAUAUUUUCUCUUUGAAAAUAAGUAACCAUUUGAUAAACCAUAUAUAACAUUGAGGAUGUUUUUCACAUUAAAGAGAAUUUCCAUAGUAGCUCCCUUGUAAUGUUUUAUAGCUAAAGUUACGAAGUAAAUCAAGGUAUGGGAAAACUGUGGUCAUGUUUCAAGAUUUGAUUUUCCUUUCCUAUUUGAUUACCGUAUCUAAAUUCCCAUAACUUGAAAGUAAAUUUGCAUGUAUAAAAAUGUAUGUAUAUCCAAGUCAUCUCUUAGGAGAAGUUUAAUGUAAGUAUAGGUAGAAAUUCUUUCCCUAACCAAAAAAAAAAAAAAAAAAAAAAAAAAAAUUUAACAUCAAAAUCUGCCUUUUCUCAUCUCUCCACAUCCAAAACUAUCACCGUGUACUGUAAUUAUACUUCCUAAAACUCUCUAGAGUCUUCUUUCCAGCCCCAUUGCCAUUACUCUGAAUGAGGUAUGCUUUAUCAUUUGGGUUCAAUCAGCAGGAUCUCGUCCUUUAUUCCCUCCGUCAUACCCACCUCACCGCUGAAGUCAUCCAUCUGUGUGUAUGUGUGUAUGUUUUCCCCCCUGCCUGAAUCCCUUCAUUAGCUUUUAUUAAAACCAACUUCCUUAUCGUGGCAAACAGGGCCCUGCUUCCAUGAGCUGGUCCUUGCUUACUUUUCCUGCCUCAGUUGCUGCCACUUUCCCUGAUACCUUAAGAUCCAGCUUACCAGAAAUUCCCCAGUAACCCCCCCACUCCUCAUACAGCCACAGUACCUACAUACCUUUAUCCAAACAUGUGUCUUUAAAAACAUAAUUCCCUCCACCAUAUCCUGCUUUGUCACUUUCCAAGACGCACAGUGAUCUAAACACAGAAAUUUCAGCCCCUAAUUGGGGCCAAACACAGUUGACUUGAAUACAACUUAAAUUGCUAGUUUGUCAGUAUAGGUCUCUUACUGUGAUACAUGUGUACUUGAAGCCGUGAUGCAUUCCCCAGUUCCUGCCUCAAAACUAAAGAAUUUAGGGGUGCCUGGGUGGCUCAGUAGGCUAGGCUUCUGCCUCAUUCAGCUCAGGGCAUGAUCUCCAGGUCCUGGAAUCAAGCUCCACGUUGGGCUCCCAGCUCAUCAGAGAGUCUGCCUCUCUCUUUCCCUCUGCCUCUCCCCCAGCUUGUGCUCUGUCUCUCUCAAAUGAAUAAAUAAAAUCUUUAAAAAAAAAAUUAAAGAAUUUAUUUUUCAACUGCUGGAAGUCCUGCCAAACAGCCCUCUUCAGGAAUUGCCUUGUCCCCAGCUCGGGACAACUGUGAAGGCGCUUUCCUGGUUUCCCAUGGGGUCAGCUGAGGCUCUGAGAUUGCAUCAGUGCCUAACUUCUCCCUCUGUUCUCUUCCUUCUCACAGGACCUUUCUUGAGAACACUCCCUGAUAAACCUCCUAUAAGCAAUCUCUGUCUGCUUGCUGGGGAGACCAACCUGUAACAUCUUUGUCUUGUUGAUACUUUCUUUUUUGUUCUAGAUCUUGUGAAAUUAUGGUUUGCUAAAAUCUUAUGAAUUCAGGGUCAUUUCAUCAGACAUGUAUUGAGCACCUGCUCCAUGCCGGGCCUUGUGCCACUUGCGAUGGCAACAAAUUAAGACCUGACCUAUGUCCUAAAGAAGUUCAUAGUCCAACUGAGGUGACAGUUACAUUCAGAACUAUACUGUAGCAUCUUUAGAAUAACCCUUUUUUGAACUAAACUUCAACAAUUUAAGUAUAAAAUCAAAGGCAUGCCCUGUGGUGUUGCAGAGAGCAAAAGGAAAGUAUCUCAGGGAAAUGAAAAUAAAUGGAGUGAAAUUUUAGAAGGUUGUAGAAUUUGUCUUUAUGAUUCCAGAAUUCUUUAGGGAAAAGGUAGUUUUUUUCACUUUUUAUUUUGAAAUGAGUUCAAGCUUCAGAAAAGUUAAAACUAAUACUGAACUCCCAUACACCUUUAUACAGAUUCAUGAAUUUUUUACAUUUCUCCACAUGCUUUAACAUUCUUUAUACACAAAUACUUGCACACUGUUUUGCGAACCAUCUAAGAAUAGGUUAAAUAUGUCACGUCAUUUUAUCCCUUAAUACUGUACUGUGUAUUUAAAAAAGGAUAUUCACUUCUGUAACUACAAUAUAGUUAUCAAAUUCAGGAUAUUUGAUACUUUAAUCUUCCAGUCCAGAUUCAAAUUGUUAAUUAUCCCAAAGAAGAUGAGAUUUAAGAAGAAUCCUGGAAUUUACCAUUUGUAACUCAGACUAAAAAUUGUAUGAAGUAAGCCAUAGAAGAGCUCAGAACUUUACUGACUUGAUUAAAAUACCAUAGUGAAGGGGGAACUUCUGACUCUGUAAGGUUUGGAAAGCAUGGAUACGCCCAAGUUACCAGUAAAGGUGUGACUUCUGGCUCUCCAGAAGUGAGCCUUACUCUGGAGAGCUCAUUUCUCGAGGUGCCUUUCAAAAGAGACUGUGUGUCCGGCUCCAGGGAUUGUGGAUUUCCUUGAGCUCCUUUGUAAAGUACAUCGACUUCUUGUUGCUAGGUCUUCACGGUGCUUAAGUUUAACGAGGUUCUUUGGAGCCAUCAGUCCUGCUCAGGCUUCUGGCCGAGAGGCCGGGAGGUGGUGUAGGCGGCCAGGUGCAGCUCGGGCGAGCUGGAUCCACAGAGACACCUCUCCCCACCCCGACACGUGCAGGAAGCAGGGCUGCCUGGCAGGGGCGUCGCUGGGUGGGCAGGUUCCUCGUGCAGCUCCCUUCUCCCCGCACGGGCCGCCGGGACUCUGGGACGUCAUUUCCGGUGUGGCUGGGCGUGGUCUGUUGGGAGUUGGCGGUGGCGGCGGAAGCCCAAGUCUACGGCGGUGGGGGAAACCCUGGGUGUUGUCCGCGCCAACGCUCGUCGCCCUUGGACGUCAUGGCUUCCCCGCUGAAGCUGGAGCAGGACGUGCAGGGGAAGGUGGAUUCAUUUCGGGCCCGCAUCGCGCAGGAGGCCGAGGAUCUGGUGUCCACCUUCUUCCCUCAGAAGCUGUCGGAGCUGGAUAGUUGGGUCCAGGAGCUCCGCCUGCAGGACCUGUCCAGAAUCCGUUCGGUGCCGGCCCUCGAGCCUCCCGCCGUGCCCGACACCGCGGGAGACCGGCCCAACCGGGACCCGCCGCCUCUGCAGGCCCAGCCCUCCGUCAAAGUGCCGGCACUGCCAGGGGGCGAGGGACAGCUGCUGCGGAGCAACCAGCAUCUGGUGGAGCUGAUUGAGUGGGUAAAACCUGAGAUCGAGCUGCUGAGAGAGAAAUGCAACACUGUGCGGAUGUGGGUGCAGCUGCUCAUCCCGAAGGUGGAGGACGGCAACAACUUCGGAGUGUCUAUCCAGGAGGACACCGCGGACCAGCUGUGGACAGUGGAGAGCACCGCAGCCUCCUACCUGCGCCGCUUCUCCACCUACUACAACACCAGGGCCAAGUUGGUGUCCAAGAUAGUGAAGUACCCCCAGGUGGAAGAUUAUCGCCGCACUGUAGCCGAGGUCGACGAGAACGAGUAUCUGAGUGUGCGCCAGAUCCUGCUGCAUGUGCGGAACCAGUAUGCCACCUUGCACGACGUGAUCCUCAAAAACAUCGAGAAGAUCAAAACCCCUCGGAGUACCAACACUGACAACCUCAACUGAGGACCUUUCUCCACCCCUCUUUCCUUCUGGAGGUGGCCGAACUGUGUAGGCAGCCAAAAGCGGUUAUUAAUGACUCUGCAGUUGAUGGAGCGACUGGAAAUGCGCGUUAUGUUUAGUGACACUUUCAUACAGCUUUAGCCUCACACUGGAUACUUUCGGUGUAGUUACUUGCUUUUUCUUUCGCUCAGAGGUUGGGGACGGACCCCUAGGUGGUAGGGUUGGCCAAGGAGAAGGACGGCUAUUUUUAAAAGUAGUUUUGUAGAUGAAUGUUGGCCAAGGUUUCUUUUUUAUGGCAUUGGUGACAUUGAAUGGUUUCAGGGAUUACUCAAAGAAAAACCUAAAGUUUAAAAGAAAAUUAAAUGAUACCUUUCCUAAGAUUCUGUUAUAUGUUACUUUGUUCAAACCUCAGAAAUCCUCCUUUUACCACCAUCAUUUGUUUCUUUCAAGGAAAGGAGUUUAAAGGGAUGUGUCUUAGGUCAUUGUAUGUCUCCGGUUUGGCAGAUUGAAAUAAAACUUGGUUUUAACAUUUUUUGAUGUACUAAGUGUGCUUAUCCGAAUGGUCAUCUUCAGAUGUAUAGGAUUUCUGUCUUCAUUUGGACUCAUACUCCUGAUAUUUUUCAGCUCUGAUGUGUAAGAAAAAUAAGCAUGUAAAGAGUGACAGAUCUUCAUUGUUCUAAAGAAAUGGGCAGCCAUACCUCCCUUAGAAUGAAGAGGAAUCUGUGAAAACCACUUCCUUGCACAACUUUCUACCAUCUCUGCAUCUUUUGGUUUCCUUUCACACAGCUUAGAAUUUCUUCUGUGUAUUCAUUUAUCUCAUAAGUUCCUGCUAAAUCCUUUAAGCUUUGUAUCACAUUUUUUUCUCAGUUGAAUUUCAUCUCCCUUCCCCUUUUGUCUCAAGGUAUUUCUUACGACCUCUCUUUCGAAUUUGUCUCACAUUAUAUGAAUUACUGUUAAAUUUAAAGACUCUAAAAUGUGACUUUGAGUUUUUUUCCUCCUGCUUUUGCUGCCUGGUUGAGAGGAAACCAUUAUCUUUUCAGCGAUGAUCUGCACUGUUGAUAUUUUUCCAGUCCAGCCUUUCCAGAUUUGAGUUGCAGGUAAAGUGAAUUAUUGCACUCUGAGUCACCUCACACAUUAGAGGGAAUUUCCUGCUUCUGAUGUGAUGAAUCCUUUGUCCAUCAUGGCUUUUGUUCAGAAUUUUAUAUUUCCUGGUAAUAAAUAUACUUUAGUCAGCUGAAGUAUGUCUAUUCAGAACACCUUUUUUAGUAUUAAUAUUAUUCGAGGAUCUUCACUCAGAAACACCACGUGUGGAAGUUAUGUAAUAGCACAUUUGGAAAAAGCACGAGUGGGAAUUAUUUUUGAUAUUUUUAUAUAUAGGGAUGAGAUUAUUUCUGUGCACAAUGGAUAGCUUGGUCUCUUUUUCCCAUUCAGCUAACAACUUGUGCCCUGAAUCCUCAAUAUUUUUGAAACUAUAUGCAUAUGUAAGUUAUGACCUUAAUCUUAAUAUUUUGUAGUAAUACUUUCAUGCAGCAAAUUAUUUCUCAAAUGGGUUUUUGGUGGGAAAAUUAUGAGGGAUUAAAUUCAUUUUUUGUGAGAGAUGAAAACGUAUUUCCCAUUGAAAUUUCUUUACUACAUAAGAUCCUCUGAAACGAGGUGACCGUAUAAGAGAGUCCAGGAUCUGUUUUAAAACGUAUUUGUAAUUCAACCUUUUUUCUUUUUUUAAAUAAUAUCUUUGUAAGGAUAUAGUUCUUGCUACAAAUGCAGUUACAUUCUGAACUUGCUAUGGAUAAGGUCAAAACAUGAAUAAUUUCAUCUUUUCUUUCCCCAUUUAAUGAGUGAAAUCACUUCUGAAAUGAGCCUUUUUCUUCAGUAGUUUCUCUUCAAAUGUGUUUUGGUUGCCAAGCGUGCAAACCAGCGUGAACCUUUAUGUACAGACUUCACUCUACAUGCUGUUAUAAAACAUUUCCUAUUUAUCAGCAAGAGUUGUUUGAAAUGUAACACAGGGGCGCCUGGGUGGCACAGCGGUUAAGCGUCUGCCUUCAGCUCAGGGCGUGAUCCCGGCGUUA
Messenger RNA from Ailuropoda melanoleuca (giant panda), 8083 nucleotides. RefSeq names its product proteasome activator complex subunit 3-like. The record is from RefSeq and is a predicted model, not a curated record. Gene Ontology annotation, cellular component: cytoplasm; proteasome activator complex; nucleoplasm. Lineage: Eukaryota; Metazoa; Chordata; Mammalia; Carnivora; Ursidae. Bases 5280 to 6020 code for a protein of 246 amino acids. The transcript has a single exon. Gene Ontology annotation, molecular function: endopeptidase activator activity. Gene Ontology annotation, biological process: regulation of proteasomal protein catabolic process; positive regulation of endopeptidase activity; regulation of G1/S transition of mitotic cell cycle.